Messenger RNA from Rotaria sp. Silwood1, 217 nucleotides. The record is from the annotation of a GenBank genome assembly. Lineage: Eukaryota; Metazoa; Rotifera; Eurotatoria; Philodinida; Philodinidae.
AUGAAAAGUUAUAAACAUGCUUGGACAUAUGAUGAUUCAAAUUAUAAAGCAUGGAAUACUUAUACUGCACUUAAUUAUGAUGCUAAUCUUGAUGCAUUUAAUGAUACUUAUCAAAUAUUAAUAGCAAAAAUGAUACGUUGUACAAUACCAGCUGUAAAAAGUUUAUUUAAAUCUAUUGUACUUUCAAAAGCGAAACAUUAUUUACAAUAUACUCUUC